Molecule: messenger RNA, 1604 nt
Organism: Pecten maximus
Lineage: Eukaryota; Metazoa; Mollusca; Bivalvia; Pectinida; Pectinidae
Product: serine/threonine-protein kinase MST20-like
Exons: 8
Coding region: 486-1592 (368 amino acids)
Biological process (GO): protein phosphorylation
Cellular component (GO): cytoplasm
Molecular function (GO): ATP binding; protein serine/threonine kinase activity
Source: RefSeq, a predicted model, not a curated record
UUAUGUGUUUUCCCAUCGGCGAUCUCCGUCUGUUUGUAAACAAGUACACAUGUCAAAAAAAACACGGGAAAUAUGCACACAUUUCCAUUCAUCCAUUUCACGUGGGGGUGACGUCACUCACUCAUCACUGUCCGACUCGGAGUAAAUCACACGAGGUCGCUUUGAAAUCGACUUUGUGUUGUCAUUAUGGCUGUGGAAAUGGAUGUUAAAUGUUCCCCCACUGAUUGUGGAUCCAUAAAACACUGAUCUUGUGACAUCGGACGGAGUUGGGCACAAGGAAAUGCUGUUGUGCGAUCUUUUUACUUGUGACAGUUGAACAAUUUUGUCGCGAUCGGUGCAGAUUUUUGGCGAAAAAAAAAGAAAAACAAAAACAAAAAAAACCUGCUGAACGUGUAGAUCUCGAUACCAGGUGUUCUGAACAGCAAAGACUUAGCAAGAAUUACCGGAUCCAAACAGUGAAACAAAGACCAAAGUCAGUAUCCAAGAUGGCAUAUAUGUACCAGGUGCCGAUACCUUUGCCGACACCUGCACCUGUCCUAUCUGUGGUCCCAUCAAAUAUGCAGAUGUCGAUGACACCAGCACAUGUCCAAUCUGUGGUCCCAUCAAUUAUGCAGUCCUGUAUUGCGAGCACCCACUUUACAUUAAUACAACAGUAUGAGAUCCUCAGAAGGCAGUGCCCUGUUAUCCGUGUACUCGAUCCUCAGGAGUUCGAUUUCCAGUCUUUCCAGCUUUUAGGAUCAGGGUCAUCAGGAUCAGUCUUUUUAGCCAUGAGAAACAACACCAGCCAAGUUGCUGUAAAAGUCUAUCAUGCAGGAUAUAGUUUGAAGCUGGAGAAAAAAAUCAAAAAUGAGGCCAGGAUUCUCUCCAUUCUACAGGACACUGGCUUUGUACCAAAACUUCAUGGACUUCUAAUUCCUCACCCUUUAAUCCCAGGCAAACUGAUGCUGGCUCAGGAGUUUAUUGGAAAUGGCACAACACUUUGGUCAAUACUGUAUGGAAGAGACCCAAAUAUUGUUCUUAACAGUGCCAUCAAAAUCUACAUUGCCUACAAGUUGGUGUGUGGACUCAAGGCCAUCCAUGACAAAGGUGUCCUGGUGAACGACAUAAAAUCAGACAAUGUCCUUGUAGACACCAGUACGCCCAUCUUCCAAAUAAGAUUCAUUGAUUUUGACAAAGCAACAUUUCAAGGGAGUUUGACAUAUCCUAUAUCGACAGCAAUUUGGCUUGCUCCAGAGGUUAGGUCGGGUCUUCCAACCACACGACAAUCGGACAUCUACAGUCUAGGCUAUCUCAUUUCACAGCUGGAGUGCCCAGAGUUAAGGGGAAUUGUAUUUGAUUGCAUGCGUUGGAUCCCUAACUACAGACCUAGCCUUAAUGAAAUUUUGGAGUUCAUCAGCCCACUUGAUUCCAAUAGCCAAAGGUCACAGCAAAAUCUAAUGCCCAGUGUAACCUACCAGACUGUACCGCCACCGUAUAGGGCCGCCUGUCAAUGUAUUGAAAUGACAACAUGUCAGGAAAGUCGGUGUUGGCAAUGUCAAUUGAGCAUAUUACCAUUCUUCUGUAUAUGGUUGCAUAAUAAAGUGUGUCAUUGAAAUCAGUUGUCA